GCACAAAAUGAUCGAGAAAGCAUGGAGUACGAGAGGAACGAGCAGGUCUCUGAGUUGCAGAAGUUGCGAAAUGACAACAAGCGUCAGGCCGAAGAACUCGAGGAGUUGGUGAAAAGCCAUCAGAAUCUCAUCCAGUCCACUGCCGCUGACACACCCACCUCCAAGGGGUCCAGCAGGCUGCGUAAAGAAGCUGCUGCAGUGGACGAAGAUAAAGAUCCAGAGAGACCCUUGAAGAGAAAGGUCUCACAGCUGGACAAGAAUCUGGAACAGCUCACGGUGAUGUAUCACAAGCUGGUUGCUCAAAACAGUGGUUUGAAGGUCGAGGUUGCAGAGAGCGACAAGAAGAUCGAGCGAAAGGAUCAGCGCAUUCAACAGCUGGAAAGAAAUCUGCGGGAGGCGAAGCAAAAAUACGAGAAGUUGUUGACGCAGUGCGCAAAUCUGACCGCAAUGAUUGAUGUGAGGGGACGCAAGAACUGUCCGUGUGGUGCAAGUGGCAACAGCUCGCAGGUCCGCCGUGCUCCGACCAUUGCAGCGAAAACAGUCCGAGAGUCGGUUUUUGAAGUUGCGAGGGGCGAAGGCAGAGGUUCGACCCCGCCUGCCAGCAUUGCCCAGGCACGGCUGAACCGGGGACACCGCCGGCAAUGUCACCCACUCCGCCUUCCGAGCAAGCAUCCACUCCGACAUCUUCACCUGUCUCGCUACGAGGGGGGAUCAAAUCUCGCGAGGGCGUGCGGGCAAGGUGAUGCGUCUCGAGCAUUGCUCCGUUGCAGAUUGUCGUGGGACUGCGUGUAUGCAGGCAAGAUGCUCCGCGACAGAGCUGAGUCGCACUUCUAG
Symbiodinium necroappetens is the source of this 834-nucleotide messenger RNA. The record is from the annotation of a GenBank genome assembly. Lineage: Eukaryota; Dinophyceae; Suessiales; Symbiodiniaceae.